Molecule: messenger RNA, 1877 nt
Organism: Sphaeramia orbicularis (orbiculate cardinalfish)
Lineage: Eukaryota; Metazoa; Chordata; Actinopteri; Kurtiformes; Apogonidae
Gene: coxfa4l3
Product: cytochrome c oxidase associated subunit FA4L3
Exons: 5
Coding region: 178-435 (85 amino acids)
Cellular component (GO): respiratory chain complex IV
Source: RefSeq, a predicted model, not a curated record
UGUACGUGCCUGUGAUCUCGUUGCACCUCUGUCUCUCUCUCUCUCUCUCUCUCUCUCUCUCUCUCUCUCUCUCUCUCUCCUCCAGCCUACAUCAGCAGCUCAUGAGAUGAUGCACCCACAGAAGACCAACACUGUCUGAGCGGCAACAGGUUCUGAGGACACUUCAAAACUAACAAAAUGUCUGGAUUUUUCCAAAUGUUGAGAAAGAAAAAGGAGUUGAUCCCUCUGAUAGGGUUCAUGGCUUUUGCUGCAACAGGAGCUACCUCUGCCUCCAUCUAUUUCCUGUUUACCAAAACGGAUGUUAUUUUGAAUAAGAGCAGAAACCCAGAACCGUGGGAGCGAGUCGAUCCAACAAAACCACAAAAGCUCCUCACCAUUAACCAGCAGUGGAAACCAGUGGAGGAGCUGGAACUGGUGAAGAGCCUCACCAAGUAACAGGUGGGCUCAGAGUCUGGGUGUACGCCUGACCCCCCCUCCACCCCCCCAUCAGUCGAACAGAAUCCUUUCUGCACAAACUAGGACUCUAUGACACUCAGUGUGCGGAAAUGCUUCUGCUCCACUGGUGGGGGUUCAGCCCUGCCCUGAGAGGACCACCUCAUCUGCUCAUCUGCUCACUCCAAACGUGUGUGGCAGAUUGACGUUAUUAGAUGUGUGUUUAUGCUGAUGUGUGUUUAUGCUGAUGUGUGGUAGUCUGAGCAGGACACUAGACUAUGUGGUUAUUACUGCAGUUCUGUCUCCAUGUCGAAUCAAUAUGCAAUACACUGUAUAAUGUAGAAUUAAUAAAUUAUUAUAAUAAUGACGUUGUCGUCGAACUGUCUUUGCUGUAACUGUUUAACAGAUGUUUCAUUUCCUAAACUAGUACCUGUUGUCUGAACUGUUUUUGAGAUCUGCAGCUGAGGAAAUAAUUCUGGAUCCACUGUGAGAAAUGAGUGAAAAGGCAGGAUUUAAAGAUCAUAAUAUGAUUUAUAAAGAGAUGGAUGGAUGGACGGACGGAUGGACGGAUGGAUGGACCCAUGGAUGAAUGGAUAGACGGACGGACGUACGUAUGGAUAAACUACAAGUUUUACUUUUGUUUUGUCUCAGAAUGCUUGAGUUUUCCAGAAUACAAACAGAAGAACAGUCAGAAUCCGUCCGUACUCAUACGUGACCUUUGUUUGUGGACAUUUAAUGACUUUAUUCAAACAGUUGUUUUGGACGUUUUCCUCCAGAAUUUUGUCCGUAUUGAACCUUUCAGGAGGAAAUUACCACCUUAUAGCGGCUCAGAGGAAACAUGGGUUUCCUCCAGACCAUGAUGGUGGAGCCUCCAGUUGAAUGAACAGCAGAACUGUGACAGAAAAACAGACAACCUCCACUUCAUUUGACUUUUUAAGCAUUUUGAUGAGUGGUGCAGAAGUUAUUCAGCAUUUUACAACAAUGUGGAUUUUUUUUUUAGCUGAAAUCGAUUUUCAGGUUUAACCAAGAAAUCGAAAUGUACAGAAUCUACCUUUAAAUAAAACAGAACACAAAGAAAAUUUACUCAAGAAAUAACAAAUAAACAAAUAAUCUAUAGACGACUCAUCUUUAAUAAAACAGAAUAUGGGACGGCUACACUGGUGGACUCCUGUACGGGUUUUUUACAGACAUUUCCAGUUGGUUUGAUAAUUAUUUUCAAAGCUGCAACGAUGGUACUUUGUUUCAUGGUCAUUUCAUUGUGUGUUGAUCUGUGAACAUAACAUGUUAUUUUAACAUUUCAAAUCCCAGUUAUUCAUGUUUAUGUUGUACAUAAAAGCUGAUGUUUAUUUUUUUAUCACACAUCAUUAAAUGUUGGAUGUUUCCUCCUCACCAGUGGUUUGAGUCAGUCAGACAUUCAACACCAAAUAAAGAUUUGACAACAGCCA